Molecule: messenger RNA, 1536 nt
Organism: Paramecium pentaurelia
Lineage: Eukaryota; Ciliophora; Oligohymenophorea; Peniculida; Parameciidae
Source: the annotation of a GenBank genome assembly
AUGUAAACCAAUUAUUCACCUCCUUCAACUCCUUCAAACAUCUUUGAAAAACUUAAACAUUAUAGAAAAAGCUAAAUGUCCUCUGUUUUACGAAAUCUAUUAAACAGUCCUCCAAGCAGACCAACCACUAUGUAAAAACCCUAACUUAAGUUACAAUCCUUCUCAUAGAGGACAUCACCAAUUCCAAAAGAUUUGUCAGUAUUUGAAAGAACUCAAGAUCAGACAGUCAAACAUUUAGACUUCAGUCAUCUCCAUGAGUUUGAGAUCAGAACACCAAAUAUGACUCCCCAUUCACCUUUAAACUCAAAAAAUCAGAUGAGUAGAGUAUUAAAUUUAUGUGAUUCUUUUUCAAGGAACAAAAAAUGAACUCUUUCAUCAAUUCAUAAAGGUACAACAAGAAUGACAAGAGAUACAAUAUCGUCCUAUUUUUUGAAGAGAAUUCUCUCGUUUUUUAGGAUAUAAUUCGAAGAAAGGAUGCUGAGCGAAUUGUCAAUUUAUUUUAAACUCCUAUGCUCUUGGCAUAAUAAGAGAAUGUAUUCAAUUAAUUUAAUUCUAUAUAGUUAACUUAGACCUUUUCAGAAAUGAUCUUGUUUUUAGCCACAUUCUUUCUGGAUUGCUAAGAAUAUUCAAAAGCUACAUUUUUUCUUAAGGAUUGCUAUACUCUUUCAAAUUUAACUCGUAAUCCAUUAUUAAAAGUCAAAACUCUAUUAGUUUUAGCAUAAUGUGCUAAACAGUAAAAUAUAGUAUAUUUAUAGGUAUAAGUUAUUUGACUAACAAAUUCUUAUAGUCUAAAAAGCCCUAAUGUACACAUGGGCAUUUGAUUACCAUGAUUUAGAAAUUCAAUGUUAUGAUGCUAUGGGAAUUGCAUACUUUUAUCAAGGCAAUAUUUAAAGAGCUGAAUUUUAUCAUUAGAAAUGGACCAGUGGAUUUUUAGAAUCACCAAAGUCAUAUUAUAGGAUUACAGCAUUAGAAUUUAUUUCGAUGUUUGAGAAAACACUACCAACUAAAGCUAUUGACUUUAUGUCUUCUAUUCAAGGAUCAAUUAGUAUCCCAUUCAUUAACAUUGCGAAUGGAAAGUAUUAUGAUGAUAAAAGAUUUAUUAAGUAUAAUAAUUGCAAUCCUAUUGAAAUUAUUACAACUCUUGUGGCAGCUAAAGAAUUCAAAGAAUUCAAUUUAGUUCAUCAUGAAUAGACGUAAGCAAUGAAUACAACACAUUAGAGACAACCAAAACUACCAAAAAAGAUACUUGAAAUAACAGAAAAAUAUCAUAAAAACAAAGAAUUAUAUGAGUUUGAUCAUAAAAUCUAUGAUAAUCCAAAAUAUAAAUUAUCUUUAUAAUAAUAGGUAGAUCAUAGAAUAACAUAAUCAUUUUCAUUGGAAUAAGUAAAUAUAAACAUUCGUAAGUUUAUUUCAACUUAAAGAGAACCAUUUAUCAAAGCAUAACAAAUCUAUAUAAGAGCAAAUAAUAUUUAAAAAGAAUUCAUCCCUGCUUUUGUAGUUAGAUAUAAAAAAAUGCUUUUACAGAUAUUAAAAUGA